This is a messenger RNA of Terrapene triunguis (Three-toed box turtle), 1267 nucleotides long. RefSeq names its product amyloid-beta A4 precursor protein-binding family A member 3-like. NCBI's taxonomy places the organism in Eukaryota, Metazoa, Chordata, Testudines, Emydidae. The annotation marks the transcript as partial. The transcript has 3 exons. Gene Ontology annotation, cellular component: dendritic spine; plasma membrane; cytoplasm. Gene Ontology annotation, molecular function: amyloid-beta binding; protein binding. Gene Ontology annotation, biological process: chemical synaptic transmission. The record is from RefSeq and is a predicted model, not a curated record.
GACCUGAAAUCGCAGACCGAGGUGACGCUGAGCAUCGUGCACUGCCCGCCCGUCACCACGGCGAUUGUCCGCCGGCCCGACUCCAAGUACCCGCUGGGCUUCUGCGUGGAGGACGGCAUUAUCUGCAGCCUGAUGCGAGGGGGGAUAGCGGAGAGAGGCGGCAUCCGCGUGGGCCAUCGCAUCAUCGAGAUCAACGGGCAGAGCGUGGUGGCCACGCCGCACGAGAAGAUCAUCCAGAUCCUCACGCAGGCCGUCAGCGAGGUCCAUAUCAAGACCAUGCCAGCCUCCACCUACCGGUUACUGACAGGCCAGGAGCAGCCCAUCUUCCUGUGAAGGGCAGAGUUUGCAUUUACCCAUCUGUGGCUCUGCACAUGCUCCAGCUGCCUGCUUUGGGGCCCUGUCCUGGGACAGCAGCUGCGUCUCCAAGUCCCUCGGGGCCUGCUGGGGGCCAGAUCCCACCGCUUUUCUUGUUUCAUGCAGGGACCCACAAGGCAAACCCCCCUUUGGCCUUUUCUGGAUGUACUGUGCCUGGCCUCACCACACGAGGGGGCUUUGUACCAGGCCUUAGAGACAGGGACCCAAGCUCCUUGGCUCCUCUCCUGGGCCUCGGCUCACUCACCUGUUCCGCUGCCGGAGUUGCCGGGUUGCGGAUCAGGGGCCUUGUUGAUGGGGUGGGCCCUGGAGAACACAAGUGCAUCAAAGGGAGCCCUGUGCCCCUCCUCGCUGCCUGCAGGUGGAAGAUCCCGCCUUGUGUCUGCUGAAUCCCAGCUGAGUCUGCCAUACAGAGCAAGGGUGACUGGCCUAGCCAUGGCUGCUCUCUCCCUCUUGUCCUGCCAGCGGCCUGAGAGGGCCCAGCAAACCGCCCGCGAUUCCAAGUGUAACACCAGCUCCGGCUGAGGGGAGGGUGCUGCCCAGAUGGACAAAGCCCCUCUGGGACCUGCCUUGUUAAUGCUGUUUGUAACGCCCCCUCCCGCAGUGCCUGGGACCAGGGCUGGGCAUUAGAGCCAGAUCCGUGCUUGCAAACUGGCCUCUGGACAGUGUCUGCCAGCUGGCCCCAGGGUGGGGAAGGGUCAGCUGCACCCUCGUUCUGCAGAAAGUCAAGAGAAGCUGCAGGAGCAGCAUGACCUGGCUCAGGCCUAGCGCUGGGCGUGGGGGAAUGUUGGGCUGGAGCAGGCAGCAGAGGCCUGGCCAGCCUCGGUGCGUUGGGUGGGGGAACACGGGAGAAAGGGGCUCUCUGCGAUCCCGCCCGGCUGCUGGAGCCUCUGCC